AUGGAGCAAGAGGGAAUGGCUUCAGACUGCUGCAGGUUUCUUACCUUUUCGGAGCGCUUAAGCAAUGUUAAUAUCGAUAUUAUUCAUCGGAUCGACAGAACUGGAAGCUAUGCUGAGGAAGUUGAAACCUACUUUUUUGAAGGUCUACGGAAAUGGAAGGAACUGAACCUCACUCAGCAUUUUGUGCAAUUCUACAGUGAAGUGGCCAACAAAUGCCAGUCCUUUAACCAGCUGGUCUAUUACCAGAAUGCCAUUGUGCAGAGCUUGAAGACACAUUUGCAAGUCGAAGGCAGUCUUGCUUAUCAACCGCUAUUAGAUCUGGUGGUGCAGCUGGCUCGAGAUCUUCAGGCUGAUUUCUAUCCUCAUUUUCAUGACUUUUUCCUGGCCAUCACUAAGUUAUUGGAUACACAGGACACAGAGCUGCUGGAAUGGGCUUUUACUUCUCUUUCCUAUCUCUACAAAUACUUGUGGAGAUUGAUGGUGAAGGACAUAGACAACAUAUACAGCCUGUACAGCGCCCUGCUGGCUCAUCACAAACUUCACAUCAGAAACUUUGCUGCUGAAAGUUUUGUCUUCCUAAUGAGAAAGGUUUCUGAUAAAAAUGCAAUCUUCAAUUUAAUGCUUCGUGACCUGGGGGAGCACCCUGAGAAGGUGGAAGGUGUAGGACAGCUACUUUUUGAGAUGUGCAAGGGUGUUCGAAACAUGUUCCACUCUUGUACAGAGACGGCUAUGAAGUUAAUUCUGUUAAAGCUGGGACCUAUCACUGAAGAAGAAAUUGAGCUACCAUGGGUAACUGUAGGAGAAGCCUUUGAGCAGAUGAUCAGAUCAGCUGUACUCCAUAUCCAUAAGCAGCAUUUUGACAUUGUCUUCAAGUGCCUGGAGGAGUCACUCUUGGACUUGCAGAGGAAGAUAACUAAGGCCAACUGCUCUGUGGCUUCAGAGCAGAUAGAAAGGAUUUUGCAAGCUUAUCUGAUCCUAGUGGAACAUGCAAAUGGAUCCAAAAUCUCACUGCCUGAAGAUGUCUGUCGGAUUUUAGUAAAAAUGUUACGAACACCAGAUCUCUCAUCAUCUUGCUGUAAGACCCUUCUGAACACCAUUUCUUUUUUUUAGAAUGUUUUGUUGCCGGAUUCUUUGACCAAGGAAGCUAUUGAGAAGGUAUUUGCAAGUGGAUUUGAACGGCGCUUGCUUUUGGACUUCUCUGAAGCAAUGUUCACAAUGAAGCAGUUUGAGAGGCAUUUUCUUCCAUGCUUUUUAGAGUACAUUGAGCAUUGCUUCUCUGGCACAGAUGCCCUUGCAAAAGAUGAGGCGAUGGCAAUUCUGGCGAAACUCAUUCUGGUGAAAGCAGAGCCUCCUACUGUUGGUUCUAUGGCAUUUGAAAAGUAUCCUCUCAUUUUCACUGCAUCAUCUGUCAGCUCUAAUACAAGGCAACAAACAAGUAAAAGACAAGGAGGAAAAGCAGAAGUACCGGUGUUGGAUCAUGUACUGUCUUUAAUCCGUUUACCGGACAAGGAAGACAUCACUGACCUUUCACAGCCAUGGGUUGCCUUGGUUGCACUGCCACAUAUUAGACCAAUGGACAAAGUGAACAUUCUGCCCCAUGUGACAAGUUUUACAGACUUUCUCUUCACAUCCAUUGAAAAAGGAAGCCUCUGCAAAGGAAGUCUGUUUGUGGCCUGCCAAGCUGUAAGUACUCUUCUUAGUUUGGCAGAGUCUUCUGAAAUACUCCAUUUGUUACCUGUGGAGCGUGUCAAGAGCUUGGUGAUCACUUUUCCUUCAGACCCCUCUGUGUUGCUCUUGGCUGAUCUCUAUUACACAAGGCUGGCGCUGUGUGGCUGCCAGGAACCCCUUUCCCAAGGGAACCUGAUGGACUUGUUUGAGAAGUUGCAUCCUAAUAUUUCCACUGGUGUUUCCAAGGUCCGGCUGUUGACUAUUCGUAUUCUAAACCAUUUUGAGAGUCCACCUUCCGCCCAGAUUGAGGGUGAUGGCCUAGGAGAACUCCAGCCAGUAUUUUCCAUAUUGCUCCAAGCAGAACUUGUGCCAGCAACAGUGAAUGAUUACAGAGAGAAACUUCUCCACUUGAGGAAACUAAGAUGUGAUAUAGUGCUGUCUGCAAUACCAAGUGGAUCUUUGCAGGAGGUGCCUCUUCGGUAUUUACUGGGAAUGCUUUAUAUUAACUUCAGCCCUCUCUGGGAUCCUGUAAUUGAACUUAUAACUUCUCAUGCAAAAGAAAUGGAGAAUAAACAGUUCUGGAAGAUCUUAUAUGAACAUUUGGAGAGGGCUGCUACCUUUGCUGAAAUGGAGCUGCAAAAUGAACUAGAUGAACAGGAGGAAAGCAUUGCUGAAACGGAAAGCAAGAUGCCAGAAGGAGGGGUGGGGACUCUAUUCCUGGAGCAACUGAGGACUAGAACAGACUGCAGUGAGCGCCUGGACCACACAAAUUUCCGUUUUCUGCUGUGGAAAGCGCUGGAGAAGUUUCCAGACAGAGUGGAGCCUAGGUCGAGGGAACUUUCCCCACUUCUUUUGAGAUUUAUUAGAAAUGAGUACUACCCAGCAGAUUCAUUAGUGGCUCCAUCUCAGGAUCUUAGAAAGAAAAGUAGUGAUACAGCAGCAGCAAAAGAAAUAGCUGAUGAAGAGGUGAAUGACGUAGCUAUGGAGGAGGAGGAAGAGGAAGAAGAAAAGGAGGGAGGGGAGCCGAUUACUGUAGGACUACCAAAAAAGAAAAGAAGAGCUGCUGCUAAACAACUGAUAGCCCACUUGCAAGUUUUCUCUAAAUUCUCAAAUCCUCGUGCAUUGUAUCUGGAGCAGAAGCUGAACGCAUUGUAUACCCAGUUACUGUCCCAUCAAGACCAGAAUGUACAGAGAAUAGCUCUUGACUGUAUAAUGACGUACAAACAUCCUCAUCUGCUGCCAUACAGGGAGAACUUGCAAAGACUACUGGAAGACAAGAGUUUUAAAGAAGAAAUAGUCCAUUUCAGUAUUUCUGAGGAGACUGCAGUAGUAAAAAUGGAGCAUCGAUCAGACCUCAUCCCUGUUCUUAUGAGGAUUCUCUAUGGCAGAAUGAGAAACAAAACAGGGAGCAAAACACAAGGCAAAUCUUCAGCGAGCACUCGCAUGUCGAUUGUUCUGCGAUUUCUUGCUGGCUCACUGCCGGAAGAAAUACGGAUGUUCUUGGAUCUGCUCUUUGAAGCUGUGAAGCAAUUCAGUAACGGGCCUUGCCAGGCUGCAGUGCUUCGAAGUAUGUCAGAGUUGGAUUUAGCUAAAGUCCUGCCUCUUGGGCGUCAGCAUAGCCUCUUCAACGGUCUUGAAGUUGUGUUGAAAAACAUGGGACAUUUGAUCCAUCAGUACCUGCCUGAAAUCCUACAGAUUCUGCUCUGCAUGACGGCUGUGGUAUCCUGCAUCCUCCAGCAAAGAGAGAAGGUCCAACCUAGGUUGAUUAAUCCACUGAAGAAUUUGAGACGUCUUGGGCUCAAGCUUGUGGUGGAGUUUUUUUCUGAUUAUGAGACCUACAGCUUUAGUGUGGAAGAGAUUGAUGCUGUUUUCCAUGCAGUGGUAUGGCCUCAGGUCUGCAGAUUGGCUUCAGAGAGUCAAUAUUCUCCAACUUUUCUGCUCAAACUCAUUCACACCUGGAGUAAGAAUCCCAGGUAUUUCACCUUGCUAGCCAAGCAGCAGCCGGAUCACCCAGAGUGUGAUAUAUUGUCAAAUGUGUUUGCUGUGCUGUCAGCCAAGAAUCUAUCUGAGGCCACAGCCAGUCUUGUGAUGGACAUAGCUGAUAGCCUUCUCAACACCCCAGAUUUUGAGCCCACGGAGCAGGCUUCCAGUCUGAGCGUGACUGACUGUGUUGUUGUGGUCACUGGAGCCGAGACAGAAGAGCCCCUCAGCCUAGGUUGCCGCUUGGUUCUGCCUCAUGUUCCUGCCAUACUUCAGUACUUCAGCAAAACAAUGUUAAGUGUGGAGAAGGUGAAAAAGAAGAAGUACAGAGCUCAAGUCAGCAAAGAGCUGAGUAUACUUUCCAAGGUCAGCAAAUUUAUACAAGAAAAGAGUCAGAAUUCAGUGCUUGUGAGCCUUCUCCUCCCUUUCCUUUAUCAAAGUAACAUGGAGCAGGCUACAGAGAUUGACAUUCUGGAAACCGUGCAGAACUUGCUGAGGCAUUGCUCAAACCCUACAAGCUUUCUCAGACCACUGGCAAAGCUUUUUUCUGUCAUCCACAACAAGCUGUCUCGACAUAAGUUGUGCUUGGUAUUUCAGACUUUAUCUGAUUUGGACAAUGAAUUGAAGUAUAUUACUGAUGUUGUUAAGCUGAAUGCCUUUGAUAAACGACAUCUUGAGGAUAUCGACUUUGAUGUACGGCUGUCAGCAUUCCAGUCAAUCACAGCCCACAUCAAGGAAAUGCAAGCACUGGAUAUCGACUUCCUCAUCCCCGUUAUGCACAACUGCUUCUAUACCAUCCAGCUAGGGGAUAUGGCUCUUAGUGACAACGCAAGCCUUUGCUUGAGCAGUUUGAUCCAGCGACUGGCAGAAAUCGAACACACAGAAGAUGACUACAAGUUGCUAAUCCAGCACACUCUCCUGGAGUCUGUGAGAAAGGGGCUGAAGAGUAAGACUGAG
Molecule: messenger RNA, 4605 nt
Organism: Apaloderma vittatum (bar-tailed trogon)
Lineage: Eukaryota; Metazoa; Chordata; Aves; Trogoniformes; Trogonidae
Product: small subunit processome component 20 homolog
Exons: 36
Cellular component (GO): small-subunit processome; 90S preribosome; nucleolus
Source: RefSeq, a predicted model, not a curated record